AGCGCUAUGCACCCGCCAGCCGGCAGCUUUCCCCCAGAUGAGGAACCUCUGAUCGAGGAGUCCACGGUGAGCAGGUACAGCCGGCAAAAGCCAAGUGACCGCUUACAUGGCACCUACAUUAUUUUUUUCCUCCUGGGCAUCGGGUCCCUGCUGCCCUGGAAUUUUUUCAUCACGGCAAAGCACUACUGGAUGUACAAGCUGCAAAACUGCUCGGAUCAGGCAGGCCCGGCGGGACAGGCAGCAACAUCGGAUCUGCGGGACUUUUUUGAGAGUUACAUCUCCAUUGCUUCGACUGUGCCCUCGGUGCUGUGCCUCAUCGGAAACUUCUUGCUCGUCAACAAGGUGCCUGCCAGCGUCCGGAUCCUGUCCUCCCUCUUCGUCAUGCUGGCCGUCUUUCUGGUGAUCACGGUGCUGGUGAAGGUCGACACCUCCGCCUGGACCACCGGCUUCUUUGCCCUCACCAUCGGCUGCGUGGUCGUCGUCAGCAGCGCCUCGACCGUCUUCACCAGCAGCAUCUUUGGCCUGAGCAGCUGCUUCCCCAUGAAGAACUUGCAGGCGCUGAUCUCAGGUCAGGCCAUGGGCGGCACGAUCAGCGCCGUCGCCUCCUUGAUAGACCUGGCGGCAGCGGCCGACGUUACGGACAGCGCCCUGGCCUACUUCCUCACCGCCGACAUCUUCAUCGUCAUCUGCGUCAUGGUGUACCUCCUCCUUCCCAGGCUGGAAUACUCCAGGUAUUACAUGAGCAGCCAGAAGGAGAGCCCGUCUCUGGCCACCGUGCCACCCAACAGCUCGGUGGAGGACGAGGCAGAGCCAGGAGGCACCGCAAAUACCCCCUUCCUUGCAAAAAGCACUGGCAUCCCCCCGCUCCGCCCCAUCCUGGAGAAGACCGCCCUCCUCGGCUUCUGCCUCUUCUACGUCUUCUUCAUCUCCAUCAUCAUCUUCCCUUCUCUCUCUUCCAACAUCGAGUCGGUCAGCAAGUCCUCAGGAAGCCUGUGGAGCACUAAGUACUUUGCGCCACUUACCAGUUUCCUCCUGUACAACCUCGCCGACUGGUGCGGGAGGCAGAUCACCGCCUGGAUCCAGGUGCCUGGCCCCAAGAGCAAGCUGCUGCCCGUCCUCGUCCUCCUCAGGACCGUCUUCCUCCCUCUCUUCAUCCUCAGCAACUACCAACCCCGGGCUCACAUCCAGACGGUGCUCUUCAACCGAGAUGUCUACCCGGUGGUCUUCACCGUGCUGCUGGGGCUGAGCAACGGCUACCUGGGGACGCUGGUCAUCAUCUACGGCCCCAAGAUCGUGCCGAAAGAGCUGGCCGAGGCGGCCGGGGUGGUGAUGACGUUUUACCUCAUGCUGGGGCUGGCCGUGGGGUCCGCCUGCUCCGUUCUCAUUGUCCACCUCAUGUAGAGGAGCAGCCAGGGGGGAUGCCCUCGGUUUGCGGUGCUGCUGUUGGGUAUUUAGGUUUUGUUUUUUGUUCCCCAAAAAGCCUGGCAUGCCACGGUUUUGGGGCAGGCUGCCUGUCUUGAGGGGGGGGCGUUGCAUCCAGGGGGAGAGCCCUCCUUCUGGGAAGGGGUGUCCCCUGUGCUUGGGAGGUCCUGUUGGACGUUUGUCACUCCCCGGCUCAACCAAAGCAAAUGGACCAAAAAAAGCCUUGUGCUCCCCAAGGAGCUCAGGGAAGCACCGGGGGGGCACAGGGAAACUUGUCCCUCAUCCCAGUGCCAGUGGGCGAGGGUGGCUUGCUGGUGCCACCACACCGGUUUUAAACUGAACCCAGGGCUUUUGACGGCACCUUGGGUUUCGCUGCCUCAUUGUUACGAGUUUAGCCCUGCAGUGGUUUGGUGGUCGAGGGGAUCCCCCUUCAUCAGGCUGUGAUGGUGGUGUUAAGCUAAAGGGAAUUUGAGCCCUGGAGCACCUUCAAGCAAGCUCCGGGAGCAGAGAGUAGCCGCACAAGAGAGCAGGGCACUGUUUUGGGGGGGAUUUCAUACAUUUCGUGCCACAAAAAAGCAUAUAUAAGGGAAAGCUCUCCACUUGAACUUCUGCUUGCUUUAAUUUUUCCAGAUAAGAUUGAAUCAAGGGCUCAUCCACCUCCCAGCACGGUGCUACUAGGGCUGGGGCUGUGUGUCGUGGCCAACCGGAGACCAUUUCUCCUGCUGUGACCGCGGUUGUGGACACAGACUUACCUGUCUGCAGCUGAACCCCAAGGAAAGCGAAAUGCUAAGGGGUCCUAACCUAAGGUUUUUAAGGUGCCUUUAGUCUGCAUUGAGGAAGGUCUAUAAAAGCCAGGGAGAGGUAUUGGAGAGGCUCUGACGUGAUGGUCACAGCAGAAAGCUGAUUAAUUUACAUAGGCGGGCUGCAUAUGGUCUCCAGAUGUUUUCGGAGGGGUGAGCUACUGUGACACCCAAAAAUACAGCCCACCCAAAGAGGACUGGCUUUUAAAGUCACUUUAAAUAUGCAAAUGCAACCUGGACCGAAUUCAAUAAUUGCAUUUAUUUUCUCAAAUUGGGUGGAUUUAUGGUCUAGGAGAGGUGAACUGGUAAGCAAGGAUGUAACGGCAUAACUUGGCAUUGCAGCUGAUGCCUCAGGGCUACUAUCUAUGGAAAAUACUUCCUCUAAGACUGGGUUAUUAGCAGGUGUUCUGUUAGUGGGAUGCUCUCUCAGCAUCUCCCACUUGACAGAGUAGCGGCGAAGCUGCUGGGCUGGGUUGUGGGUCCGUCUCCCUGCUGUGCUGGAUGUGGUGGUUAGCAAGAGGGACGAUGCGGGGCUGGUGCCUUUCCACCCGUGGGAACCCUGGCUUUGCUGGGACAACAGCAGGAUCGACGGUGGUUAUUGCCAUGGGGUGACACGUUGGCUUGGUGGGUGUUGGGUUUUUUUAUAUAAAUCCUUUCCAGUGUUUAGUUUGGGCUUGAUGGCAGUACACACGCAGUUUUGCUUUACGGUUGGUUUUUAUUUAAACAUAAAAUCCAGACAUGAGUGGAAAAUUUACAGGGCGUGCUGUACCAAGGAGCAGCUUUACGGCACGUGACUUUGCACGUGCGGGCUCUUAAUCCCGUCGCUUCAGUAGGUUUGCAGCCCUUUAGCCCCUGACUCUUGGCCAGGGGCAGCUUUGGCCAGCGUUGACCCCGGCAAAGGUCCACCUCAGCUCAAAGGGCAGCCCAAGGGUAGCAAUGCUGGCUGGGUGCUGCUCAUGGGGGUAAGCGCUCCCAUCGCCUCUGUGGGUGCUGGAGCAUUGCUUGGAGUGAUGUGGUACUCGGUCGUGGCUGAAAAGCCCAAGCCAACCUCGUGCUGGCAACCGAAACAUCCCUUUGUGGCCUUCAAUGCUUCACACUUGAGAGCUUCUU
Molecule: messenger RNA, 3332 nt
Organism: Haliaeetus leucocephalus (bald eagle)
Lineage: Eukaryota; Metazoa; Chordata; Aves; Accipitriformes; Accipitridae
Gene: SLC29A3
Product: solute carrier family 29 (equilibrative nucleoside transporter), member 3
Exons: 5
Coding region: 7-1401 (464 amino acids)
Biological process (GO): nucleoside transmembrane transport
Cellular component (GO): Golgi apparatus; plasma membrane
Molecular function (GO): nucleoside transmembrane transporter activity
Source: RefSeq, a predicted model, not a curated record